AUUGAGCCGCAAUCAGUUGGGAGGUUGAUCUUCUGGUUAAAGCUUAGCAUUAUUCGCGAUAGGUCAUGGGUAUGUUGAAUUGCAUGGAGAGAAGAUACUCAUGAGCGGAAAGAUUCCGUCGCUUAUCACAUCAUCUCCCUUUGACACCAUCAUCUCCUACGUACCCAGCCUAUUUAUGCAUUUCUAUCCCCUUCGAGGACUCUUCCAUAUUAGACAAUCCAUAACUCCUCCGUACAAUACCAGUCUAACACAAGUCCGCUGUUCCUAACAUGUCCACCCAAAGUGAAAUCCAUAAACCCGCAACGACCGAUGGCUGGCAUGGCGUCAUCCCCAGCGCCCAAUUCCCCGCCGAAAAGGGCCGCUACCACCUCUACAUAGGCCUAUUCUGCCCCUUCGCGCACCGCGCAAACUUCGUCCGCCAUCUGAAAGGUCUAACCGAAUUUAUCGACAUCAGCAUCGUCAAACCGUACCCAAAGGGCGACGAGAAAGGUUGGCCGGGCUGGUGCUUCCCCAAAUCCGAUGACGAAUAUCCCGGCGCAACGGUCGAUCACCUCUUCGGCGAGGAUUAUUUGCAUAAAGUCUAUUUCCGUGCGGAUGCAGAGUACAAGGGAAGAUACUCUGUCCCGCUGUUAUGGGAUAAGAAGACCGCGACCGCGGUUUGCAAUGAAAGCGACGAGCUCCUACGCUGGCUUCCGACGGCUUUCAAUGAACUGCUCCCCCCGUCACUUGCAAAAAUUGAUCUCUACCCAGCAGAUCUUCGGGCCAAAAUCGACACGAUUACUCCGUGGAUGCAAUCAGACGUCAACCUCGGCGUCUACAAAGCCGGGUUUGCGCCCUCGCAAGAAGUAUACGAUAAAAACGUCGUCCCUCUCUUCGGAGCACUGAAUAAACUCGAGCGCAUCAUUGCCCAGCAUGGUGGACCCUUUGUACUCGGCUCGACAAUGACGGAGCUCGAUAUUCGGUUGUAUGCGACCUUGAUCCGUUUUGAUACCGUCUACGUGCAGCAUUUCAAGUGUAAUUUGGGGACUAUUCGACAUGAUUAUCCCGUGCUUAAUAAUUGGUUGAAGGGGAUUUAUUGGGACGUCGAGGCUGCAAGGGCGUCUACUGAUUUCAAACAUAUCAAAGAGAAUUACACGAAGAGCCACUAUGAUAUCAACCCCAAGGCCAUCACUCCGCUGGGACCUUUCCCCGAUGUGGAAGAAGGGGUUGAGAGAGAUUGGAGUAAGCUGGUGGUUGGAGGUGUCAAGCAUCCUGCGGUGUUGGAUUUUGAAUCCACGCUGCCUGAUGUAUAAUAGGAUGAGGUGGGAGUUCCGUGGCCCACAGAUUCAUACGAAUAUGUAUUCUGCGUACGACCUCUUGACAUCCAAGCACAGAGAUUAAGGGUUGUCCAUUAAGAAUGAAUUGCCUCUGGCUCAAGUGGCAUUUGCUUGAAUGCGUACAAUGUCCGGGACAGAAGCUAAUAUGCUCUGCAUGAGGACGCGCUCAUUUCUAUCAGGAUCAAUUGCAUCGAAAAUACGUAGAAUUCUUAUGAAAUAGACUGGGCAGCUAAAACUAUGCAUUCACCUGAUUUCCG
Molecule: messenger RNA, 1573 nt
Organism: Penicillium brasilianum
Lineage: Eukaryota; Fungi; Ascomycota; Eurotiomycetes; Eurotiales; Aspergillaceae
Source: the annotation of a GenBank genome assembly